UGUCUCUCUCUAUAUAUAUAGUCACGGAGUAACAGUUUCACAUGCUUUCUCCUCCUCCACUAACCCUUCAAAUCAUUUCAUAUCAUAUCUAAUCAGUCUACAGCCAUGCAUCUGCGUAUUUCAUGACCUCACCUAACACCACUCUCUAAUGGCUACUCUGCUCAAAUUUACCAAAUACUACUCAUUGCUUAUUUGUAUAUUCAUUGUUGGAUUAUUAUGUGUGGAAGUGAAGAGUGAAGUUUCUGUUAACUUAAUCAAGAAACCUGAACCCAUCUCCAAUCUUCACUCCCCUACAUUUGCUUUUCAAGUUAAAAAUGCUGACUUUUCUUGCACCAAUUGUACCUCCAGCUGCAAGCUGGAUGAUCUUGUGCCAUCAAACUGUUCAUCUGGAGAAAUUUCUUACACUGAAUUGCGAGACGGGAACCAUACGUUUGAAGUGUGCAGCAACGGGUCUCAUCUGACCCGUUGUGCUACUUAUGACUGGACCAUUGACACUGUUCCCCCGACAGCAUACGUUACAGCAUCAACAUCCUUUACAAACGCUUCAAUCGUUUCUGCGUUUAUAAUUUUUAGUGAAUCCUGCAGUGGCAGUGGUGGUUUUGGGUGUUCAUCUGCAAAUGACUGCAGCCUUCUUGUUUAUGGUCAAGGCCAAGUUAUUCCAAACACUCUAAAAACCAUAAAGCCGAAUCUUGAAUAUUCUAUUUCAGUUAAUUUAUCUACAAACGUUGAUUACGGAAGAGUAGUGUUAGUAACAGACAGAUAUUUGUGUAGAGAUGCUGCUGGAAAUCAGUUUACACGAACUACGGGUUCCAGUUUCUUGGUUCAUUUUGACAGAAGACCUGUAUAUGUUGACCUGAGGACUCAUAUACCUGAGCAACUACUUCAACUCGAUAACAAUGUUAGAUCGGUUCAAGUGACUAACAAACACAAGAACUUGAAACUGUAUCUAUAUUUUUCCGAACCCAUAGUCAACACAUCAACCGAGGUCUUUAAUUCACUCAAAGUUAGUCAAGGAUCACUUGUUCCAGCCACCAGCAAUAACGAAAGCCUCGGAAACCGACGAUUCGGGUUUGAGUUUGUAGAUAUUCACGAUAUCGCCAUUGUCACCACCACGCUCGAUUCAGGAUCACUCAUAAGCAGACAAGGCACCCCGGUUUCACCCGUUGCACCAGUUACAUUUCUUUUUGAUUCUCAACGGCCUUAUGUGAGAUUAAGCACGACGACCCAUAUGAGGACACAAGAGGAGCUUAUCCCCGUCAUGAUAAAGUUCAUGAAGCCUGUUUUCGGAUUUAACUCGUCUCAGUUAUCUGUUUCCGGAGGACAUAUGCAAGGAUUUCAUGAAAUAAGUAAGAGUGUCUACAAAGUCGACAUUAAACCGACUGAAGAAUGGGUGAUAGUGCAAGUUCCAGAGAACGUAACAACAGAUGUUGCCGGAAACAAGAAUCUAGCAUCAAACGUCUUACGGUUUUUUCAUUAUUCUGUACCGGCUGCAUCGUUGGCGCUUUCCACCUCCGCAACCGCUGCUUUCGUGUUGACUGCUGUGGUUGCCACCCUGCUGACCGUUUCCACCGCUUCCCUCCAGAAUCACGGAGCAUUUGCAACUCCGUCACCAUUGUUAACUACGAGUCCCGCAAGGAUUCUUUUUCGAAUUGUAUGCCACAUUCAAAUCUUUGCGUUAUCCGGAUGGUUAGCGGUACCUUUACCUGUCGAGUAUAGUGAAUUUGUAAAGGGUUUAAGAUGGAGUAUCCCGUAUUUCAAACUCCCGUGGGAAUGUGGUUACGUGAAGCCCGUUUGGCCUAUGAAUCCACAUUCUUAUGGUCCUAGAACUGGUGAAUUUACGCGAAAUAAAGCCAAGAAUAUUGACAAAGUUGACUCGGUUUUUGGAUUGCCACUCACUGCAAUGGAGUAUAAGUCAUUUUUUGAGAGCCAAAAUGUGUUACCAGAGGCCGAAUAUAUAGGAGAUUUAAAUGAUUCACACGGGUGGACAGAUUUCAAACGGAGUAUGUUUUGGCUGGCGGUCAUGAGCGGCAGCUUGAUUAUUCUGCAUAUAUUGUUCCUCCUCAUACUUAAACUUAGAAAGAAAAAAGAGAAAGAAAACACUUACGUCUCGGUCAUUUUCCCAAGAUUUGAAAUCUUUCUGGUAAUUCUUGCGGUUCCAUGUGUUUCUGCAGCCUCAGCAUCCCUACUCAAAGGAGGAUCUGCUUUAGCGAUUACAGUUGGUGCUCUAAUACUAGGAACCGUAAUUUUCCUAAUACUAGCAUUGUUCAUGUUCCUUUCUGUCGGAAUCUCACUCGGUAAGCUACUUCAAUACAAAGAAGUUCAUCACGAAGAUCAAAAAAUGCAUUGGUACCAAGCACUGGUCAAGGUAACGUUAGGCCCCGGAAAACGCGGCCAAUGGACCUGGAUCGACCCGUCAAAUUCCAAAUGGCUAACCAUCUUAGGCCCACUAUUUGAAGACCUAAGAGGCCCACCAAAAUACAUGCUCUCCCAGAUUUCUGGAGCAUUAGAUUUCAACACAACCCGAAGCAGCAUAAUCGCAUCAGACGACGAAAACGAAGACGCAGAAGCACCCUUUGUCCAAAAAGUAUUCGGGAUCCUAAGAAUCUACUACAUUUUCCUUGAAUCAAUCAAACGGGUCAUUUUAGGAAUCUUGGUGGGUAUAUAUGCAAGAAACGGUUAUUCAGAAACACCCACGAAAACCUUACUAUGUGUCACUUCAUUCCAACUGUUUUUCAUGGUCCUCAAGAAACCCUUCAUCAAGAAAAAGGUUCAACUGGUAGAGAUCAUAUCAGUUUCAAGUCAAGUUGCAAUCUUUAUCAUUUGUUUGGUUCUUUUAAGGAAAAAUCUCUCAACCCAUGAUCAAACCAACGUCGGGAUCACCAUGCUGUGCUUGUUUCUACUCGCAUUCGUUGCACAAAUCUUGAAUGAGUGGAACUCAUUGAUCUGUCAAAUAAAACAACUUGACCCAGAUAAUAAAUCUUUAUGUACAGGUUUAAAAAUAGCGUCUUGGGGGAUUCUUUUGCUUUUUGUCCCAAUGAAAAGCAUUGAAGGUAAGUUUCCGUUGAAAGGGCAGAGAUAUGACGGUGCUCCAGCGGCAGAGGCGGUGCUGGCGCGGAGGUUUACGGGGUUGGGUACACCGGAGCGGCCGUGGAUGAAGCAGUUGAGGGAUUUGGCUAAGGGUAGUUUUAGUAGAGAUGGUACGACGGAUCCGUCGAGUAGUCAGACAAAGUGGAGCGGGUUUUGGAGUGGGAAGAGAAGUGGGAGUUCUUCGCAGGCGAGUGGGACAUCCAUGGAUAUGAAGGCGAAACCGAAAGCGAUGUAUAAAGAUUUUGAAGCUAUUUUUGGGUUGAAUAAGUGAUUUUUAUGUGUUUUGAUGAUCAUACUUUGGUGCUUAAUUGGAUUGUAAAUAUGAUUGGUUAUGAAAGAGAGGUUGGUUAACAUGUAACAACAAUUUGAAAGUUUGUUAAUUAAUUUUUGGAUAAUUGUCGGUUUUCCUUAUAA
Molecule: messenger RNA, 3501 nt
Organism: Helianthus annuus (common sunflower)
Lineage: Eukaryota; Viridiplantae; Streptophyta; Magnoliopsida; Asterales; Asteraceae
Exons: 12
Coding region: 149-3358 (1069 amino acids)
Source: RefSeq, a predicted model, not a curated record